Messenger RNA from Ctenopharyngodon idella (grass carp), 8251 nucleotides. RefSeq names its product calcium/calmodulin-dependent protein kinase IGb (gene camk1gb). The transcript is spliced from 13 exons. Lineage: Eukaryota; Metazoa; Chordata; Actinopteri; Cypriniformes; Xenocyprididae. Gene Ontology annotation, biological process: peptidyl-serine phosphorylation. Bases 5928 to 7325 code for a protein of 465 amino acids. Gene Ontology annotation, molecular function: calcium/calmodulin-dependent protein kinase activity; ATP binding; calmodulin binding. Gene Ontology annotation, cellular component: intracellular anatomical structure. The record is from RefSeq and is a predicted model, not a curated record.
UAUUUACUGUCUAAAUGUAUUUUAAUUAAUUUAUAUUUUAUUCAUGUGUUAUUUUAAUUUAUACUCAUUUAUAAACUCAUUUAUUUAGGAAUAACACAAAUGUCCCUGCUAUCUACCCGUAACAGAUUUUUAAUACAUUUUGUGACGUCUCUGUGAUAGCUGUAAAAUUUCGGUCUGUUUCUCAGAAUAAGCUAUUUGGUGACACUUUAUUUUAAUGCUGGAGUCAUUUUUUGGUUAAAAAUGAUGCAAAAUCAAUUUCUGAGCAAGUACAUAACUUGCCCGAUUCACAACGGUAAGCUUGUAAUAGUGUUUUCUAAUAAGAGCGGUACUGGUGGGUUUCCGCGGGAAAUUCGAGCGUGCAGCCGUUCGUCUUUGCGUCACUACGUCACGUCUGUAAACCGAAAGAAGGAGUCCCAGCUAGUAGGCUAUAUAACAUGUGACGGAUCAUUUAUAGCCUUUUCUCAAAGCAGCGGGAAUAAUUAAACUUAUCAUUUUGAUGGCUGAUUGUAUGGUAUGACAAAUUAACGUUAGAGAUUAGACCCUACAGAAACUGAAAUCUACAGGUAACGCUUAUACACACACUAAAUACACAGUCACGCAAUGCUUAUGUUGUUAACAUUAACAAUUUGAGAACAAAGUAUAUCAAUAAUAAUAAUUUGCACGGUUUGACAUGAUAUGAGCUAAGCGAUCGUUAGAUUUAAUCACCAUUGGCAGGUGAUUUGUUGUAAUGCUUUUUUUCUCAGUUGGUCAGAACAAAAGCGGCAGACAUGUUACUCACCUGUUCAGAUGACAUUUUCCGGUGAAAAUUCUUAUUUUGGUCAUACUUAAAGACUACAAUCUGUGGUUCUGAAGUACAGUAUCCACACCGGUGCGGUGACUAACAGCAAACAUUAGAUUCAUCCGCGCUGAGGAGCCGUGCCGAUGCACAACGCACGUAAAGAUGAUCAUUCCGCAAAUAACUGCAAUUGCAGGUUUCAAACAGAGAUGGCGACUAAGAGACAAAACUUGCGGACUGUGACGUAGUUACACGUUACUACAUGUACUUACUAUAGUAAUAACAGUUUAAAAUGCAUAAUCACAAGUAACUAUAACCCCAACUCUGUAAGUACAUGAAGUUAAUUAAUAUUAAUCAGUACUUGUUUGAGUAAGCACAAUGUAACAAUGUCACCUUAAAAUGUGACCAGCUAUUUUAUGCACUCAGAAUAUGUGGAAUAUAGUGCUCGAGUUGAAUGAAUUAUGUUUAUGGUGCUUUAAUAUCAAUUUUAAAGCUUGGCAGCCCCAGUCCUCCAAUUUUAUGGUAUGGAAAAGAGUUUCUUCAAAUUAUUUUGUCUUCCACAAAUGAAAGAAAGUCACUGGAUUGGCAUGAAGGUUAGUAAAUGAUGAUAGAAUUUUAGUGUGUGUGUGUGUAGUACAUGUAGUAUCUUCUUGCAUGCAGGGCACUUUCAAGACCUAAAAAACGCUGUCUUUUUCGCAAGACCUUAAAGCGUCUGCCUUGCAGCAGAUCUAGGAUCAGUUGACUUAAGAUGUUUGAUGGUAACUGGAUCAGUUACUCUGGUCCCAGAGCAGCACACCCUGCAGGUUCAUCCAAUUUGACGAGUUUCUCACAUGGGUCAUAGAUGGGUCAAGUGGGAUAGAGAUUGUCAGUAAAGAUACUGAACUGAGCUUAGGUCAGACACGCUUAUUCUCAGAUGCAGAAACCUGUAAUUAUAUGCCAUCGAGCCAUCUGUGCGCUCCUCCAUCAAGAGCUGUACUGCUGCACGGCAGAUGCACAUUUGAUUUGAUGAGUAUGUUCCUGCUUCUCAAUCAUGGCCUUUUUAAUCACUGAUACUUUAUAAAUUACAUUUGCUGUUCCUCCGCUAGAGAAUUUGAUUUGAGAAGAACAGAGAGAGAGAGAAUUGAUUAUAAAAUACCACAAUAGCAUUAAACAAUAUCGAUGUUGAGAAUACAUUGCUUACAAAAUAAGCUAUGACUUGCAAAUAUAGUUGAAGUCUGAUGGACAACUGUUAUUACCUCCUUUUUUCUGGUAAGCUUUUGUUGCAUGGAAAAGAGCACCAAAUAUUCCUGCCUAACAUCUUCUUUUGUUUUCCACAGGAGAAAUGACAUGACAGUGAGUAAAUGAUGACAGACUUCUCAUUUUUAUGAAGAUAUCAUUCUCUUUCUCUCACUUUUUUUGUCCUAUUAUUGGUUACUUUAUCAUCAUCCUUGUCAUGUGUCCCGUAACCUUCUCUAUUACCCUCUGACACCUUUCAUUUUCUCUCACACCUUCAACCAAACACCCAAUUUGAGUUACAUAAGACAUCAUUGUUCAUCAACGCUUUCCAGUGACAUCACUGUCAGAUUAUCUCUGGAUUUAGAUGAGCGCUGAAGCACAGUAGAGGUUUGUCAGCGAUAAUCAGCUUUGAUUUGACUUUAAUGAUAAUGCAUUUUACCACAGAAAGCAUUGUUUCUGCAUAUUAAGAUUGAAUAAAUAUGUAAAAAAAAAAAUAAACACUUCACCUAUAAGCACUAUAUGUCUAAAUACACAAAAAUGCACAUUAUAAUUUUACACUAGUAAUGUACUAUGUUAUUAUACUAGGAUAUUCCAUAUUUAGUUUUCUCUUCUCCAUUAUGUAACAUCAUUAACUUCUGCUCGUACAUGUAGAGGCUGUCAGUCAAUUGUUCUGCUCAAAAUUACAUUAAUAACAGGCAUUUUGAAGCCUGUCGCUGUGAGUCCUGCUGUGCUGCGAACACAUUUAGACAUUUAGGGGCUGUUUGAGUUGGCAGAGUGACUGAUGCGCUGGCAGUCGAGAUAUGCAGCAAAUACGACUGAACUACUGCCAAAGGAAAACAGGAAGAAAUCCAGGAACUAAACAAUUGUUCCAAAACAGAUUCAAAGAUAGUUGUGGUCACAUACAGUAUAAGUGAGUAAUUGUAAUUGAAUAAUAUCCCCUGAUAAGAGACUCACAGAGGUCCAGAACCAUUUAAAGAGCUCAGGAUGAAAAGACUGUUACUUGCUGGACUUGCAUAAGUCACCCCAUCUCAGGUGAAUGACUGUAGAUUACCUUGUUAGCUGCUCCAGUUGGGUUCAUAUUUGAGUCCAUAUACACUACCAUUUUAAGAAAUUGAUACUUCUGUUCAGCAAGGAUGGAUUAAAUUGAUCAAAAUUUCCUUUCUGUUCAUCAAAGAAUCUUAAAAACACUAUUGUGGUUACCAAAACUGUUUUCAACAUUGAUAAUAGUCAGAAAUAUUUCUUGAGCAGCAAAUCAUCAUAUUAGAAUGAUUUCUGAAGGAUCAUGUGACACUGAAGACUGGAGUAAUGAUGCUGAAAAUUCAGCUUUUUACAUUUUAAAAUGUAUUCAAAUAGAAAACACUUCAUAAAAAUAUUUCACAAUAUUGAUGUUUUUACCGUGUUUAAAUAAAUGCAGCCUUGGCGAGCAGAAGAGAGUUCUUACAAAAACAUUAAAAAAUCUUACCGACCCCAAUCCUUUGAACCAAUAUUUAGAUGUUCUGAAAUUAUUUACUUCUGAUGAAAAGUGUAUUAGGAAAAAGCAAUUUCAAUAGUGGUCUCAGACUUUUGGACCCCAUUAUCAAGUAUCAUUUCAGUUAUUUGUGUGCUUUGUCCAAUCAGGCCACAGAAUGUGCUAAAAUGUCUCAUGAAUAAAGGCUCCAAUUAAAACCAAAACAUAUUUUACAGCUCACUUCCAUAAGAAGGCCUUUUAAUGUUUCACAAAGAGCAUUUUAUUUUCUAGCUGUUUAGAAUUUUCUUUUUUUAUUUAUCUUAGAGGGCUUUGCUUUUUCCCAUAGCGCCAAUAACAAUCAAAAAGUGUACUUUUUUCAUCUCUAAAAGAUCAUUUCAGAGAAUGUACAGCAUAUUAAAUAUAGGCCUAGGUGUAUUUUGUCUUGUUCUUAAAUCUCAAUCAAUUUAAGUGAGAAAAAAAAUGAAUAUUCAAAUAUUCAAAAAAUAUUCCUUGAAAAUAAGUCAUGAUAUCUUAUGAAGUUUUGUUUCUCAGGUUUUUCUUGUUAUGAAGACAUUUUGAUAUUUUACUGGUAAAUGUGACAAAGAUAGAUGAGACUGAGAGAGUUGUAGCACCGUCAGUUUAACCGGUUAGAAAUGAGCAACAGGGGUGAAUCCACUAUUAGGCUAAUCAUGACCACCAUCUUCAGAAGAAGUUAUACAGGGAAAAAGGGUAUUUCAUGUCUGUCUUAUAAUUUGAUUUGCACGGAUGUUCCGUGACAGAACUGGUAGCAUCGGAAUCAGGAGACUCGGGACGUUUUUGCCGGGAAAAUCAAAAGGAUUUGACAUUUAUACGCGCUCCCGAGAUCCUCUCUUCAUCUUUGAAACAUAUAACGAAUGCUUAUUAUAUAAUGUUCAGGAUAAUAGCAGAAGAGUUGUUCUGUACUGUAACGUCAAUGUGUCGUGCAAAGAAAUGGAUUGAUUCAAACUAGUCUCACAGACGACUCUAUACUCAGGCAAUCAAACUAUCAUAACAGUGUAAUUGUAUUACCUCAUCUGUCGACAUGAUAUCGGUGAAUCGCAGAGCUGGUCCAAACAUAUCCACAUCGCUAUGGUCAGAUGCUUUUUUAACUGCUGUUUUCUCACCGCUGUCGUUUUUGUUGCGUUUAGUGUAGCUCUCAGUGGGCAGCAUUGGGAUGUUCCUUAAAAGUAGGCUAACGUUAUAUCGCUGCAAAGGUAUUUCCAACUUGUUUUUACUUCUAAGAGAAGAACGACCAAAAACUAUAACGAGUAUAUCUGGGCCUUGAUUCACGUUCAACUUGAUCGACGUUCAACACAUUCAGUCUCUUGUACAUUACGUGCAUGAGUGCGAGCACGAGCAAUAAAUUGGCUGCAGUUCACUUAAUGGCCACCGGUGUCACUAAUUACAAAGACUUUAUAUAGACCUAUCCGCUUGUUAAGUCGUGACGUAGGCAACGCCGUUUCUGGGUCCAAGCCUCGAUUCGUUUCACUUGAGAAUGCCAUCUCGACGGCCGUUUAUGAGCGCUAUUUAUUCAUAUUAAACAUUUAACAUUUUAAAAAGUUAAACAUUUCAAAUACUUACAGUCUACACAACAGUCUCCGUACUCACAGCGUCACAGACAUUAAUACGAUUUCUAUAGAGACGCGCACUUAGGACGCAUGCGCGUUAGCCUGAAAAAUGCUGUUUCGCAUCAUGUUUCGAGCGUUUAGAAACAAAAUUUAUGAGACAGGUCAGAUUUCAUUGGUGAUUUCAAAUAUGAAAUUUAAUCAAAAGCUUGGCGAACAGAUGUUUCCCCAUUCAAAGAGAUAGGAGCUGUACAUAUCCGAGAGGCGUUUCAAAGAUGGACGCCGAGUGAAAUGACUUGUCUUAAAGAGACUUUGCUAAUAACAAGGGAUUUUGAAUAUAAACCCUUUAAUAUAAAGCAUGUAGCAUUGAUAUAAUUCACACAAAAACAAGAAAAAUCAUAGCUAACCAGACAGGGAAGGUAACACUUUCCAAUGCUGCAGGCAGACAUAGAUGUGAACAGAAAAAAACGUGAAUGGUUAGUCAAUCUGUGAAAUGACUUUAUUGCAGCUGUUUGUGUGUGUUCUAUAAAAUAUCUAGAGCAAAUGCUGUUUGUAUUAUUGGUUCAUUUACUCGACACUGAGUGUGAGAUAUUUGCUGGAAGCGAAUCGCAUCCUCUAUGAAUCUUCUUAGGUGGAAACAGGUUCCUCGUCUCCACAUUCGUAUUCCCAUAUACGCAAAUCACCCUCCCUGAAAUAGAACUAUCUAGAGAUCUUCAUGUCCGGUUAUCUCCCAUGUUUCCUUUCCCCACCAUGGCAACACUGUACACAGAGUGUUUUAAUGAGAGAACUGUCUCACCCAGGUACAUCAUUCCUCCCAGGAUACAUAUGACAACAUCUUGCAAAUAAGUCAGACUUUCACUGGUGUUCCUGAGAGCGUAACAUUUGCCACUGGACAGUUUUGCCAGCGAUGCCAUCAUAUUUCAUCAAGAAACACAAAGCACUGGUCAACAAAAAACAACAUCACACAGAAAUCCCUGUAGAAGCUCACACAGAAAUGGGGCGAAAGGAGGGCGACUAUGAUUGGAAAAAGAGCACGGAUAACAUCCAGGAUGUGUUUGAAUUCAUGGAUGUGCUCGGAACGGGAGCGUUCUCAGAGGUCUUCAUGGUGAAGGAGAGGAAAACAGGGAAGCUUUUUGCUAUGAAGUGUGUGAAGAAGAAAAACAAAAGGGACAUCAACCUGGAGAACGAAAUCGCUGUGUUGCGGAAGAUCAAACACGACAAUGUGGUUUGCUUGGAGGAUUUCUAUGAAAGUCGGACACAUUACUACCUGGUCAUGCAGCUAGUUUCAGGCGGUGAGCUGUUUGACCGGAUCCUGGACCGGGGCAUGUUCUCAGAGUUGGAUGCUAGUCAGGUUAUCAAACAGGUGCUGGAGGCAGUCAGCUACCUGCACAAAAACGGCAUAGUACAUCGUGAUCUCAAGCCAGAGAAUCUGCUCUACUACAGCCCUGAUGAAAACUCCAAGAUCAUGAUCAGUGAUUUCGGCCUCUCUAAGAUGGAAGACCAUGGCAUCAUGUCCACGGCCUGCGGGACUCCAGGAUAUGUCGCCCCUGAAGUGUUGGCUCAGAAACCCUACAGCAAAGCUGUUGACUGCUGGUCUAUUGGAGUCAUCACCUACAUCCUUCUCUGUGGAUAUCCUCCUUUCUACGAAGAAACUGAGACUCGUCUGUUUUCUAAAAUCAUGAAGGCGCAGUAUGAGUUCGACUCGCCCUUCUGGGAUGAAAUCUCUGACUCUGCAAAGGACUUCAUUCGCAACAUGAUGCAGAAGAAUCCUAAGAUGCGGUAUGAUACAGAACAGGCUCUCAGACACCCCUGGAUUAUAGGAAAGACGGCCCGGAGUCAGGACAUCUACCAUUCCGUCAGUGAACAGAUCCAAAAAAACUUUGCCAAGUCCAAGUGGAAGCGAGCCUUCAACGCUACAGUGGCCAUUCGUCAGAUGAAGAAGCUGCAGCUGGCCCACUCUCAGACCUGUCUGAAGCAGAUCCCUCCAACUGUGCCUGAGAUCAAGGUCAUCGCAACAUCCACACCUGAAUCCGUCCGCAAGAAGCUGUUCGCCGAGACCCCCGAACAAAACGGCAGUGUGCCCAGUAAUCAGAUGAACUUGCCGUCCAGCUCCACCGAGUCAAAGAGUCAGUACCACCCGGUCCGGGUCAGUCACAGCGAGACCACCCAUGUUGGGACCCUUACCAUUGCAGAGAAGGGCAAACAUGUGUAUCACUCGGAGCCAGCUGAUCUAAAUGGGUACGCAAAAAGAAGCUCCAACCGAAACGGGCAGAACCUGCAGACUGGUGUUUGCUCUGUCAUGUGAUUGGCUGCGUUGGAACUUUGUGAUUUUGACAGGUCUGUGACCUUUCACCCAGCCACUAGCAGCUUUCUGUGGGCAGGUCCUGCUGCUCUGCUCUGGUCAAAAGUGUUGGCAAGACAGCAGGCCACCGACCCGCACCGCUCUGAAAUACUGAUGUUUAGGGGAGUGCCUCCAUAUUUAAACACACACACACAUGCUCACAGAGCACAAAUACAACCUGUCACACACUCAAAAAAGACACAGUAUCCCUGUAAACUCAGAGACCUCACCUAAAACUUUGUAUUUUCCCUUGAGGAAACAGUUUUACAUUAUCAAGGACAAUUAUUCUCUCUGUAUUAAAACAUUUGGAGCAGGGGUCCGUGUAACUGGACGCUUGUAUAAGGAGUAUUAAUUCUGUGCUUUUGUACAUUUACUCUCUGUGAUGCAUGGCUAGUUUGUAUUGUGCAAUAAUGUGUACCGCAGAAAUGUGAGUGUGUAAAACACUGUAAGCUUAUCGAUGUUAGAUGUACAUCCCUGGAAUAAGACACUAACUGAAGAUCCAGCCUUUACUUUAUUCGUUAAAUAGGUUUUUUGGUAAUUUAUCUAGAGUGAAGGUUUAUUUUUCUAAUGCAGAAAUUAUUAUUGUAUGUUUAUCCAUUAUAUAUUUUUGUCAUAAUAAAGCAGAUUAAAAUGAUUUAACGCCUUUUCCCACCACCAUUGUGAGACUAGCCCUUGUUUUGUGCACUAUAAUGCAGUACUAUACGUGACACACAUGUACUUUACUGUUAGAAAUACUGUACUGUAACUAAUUAUCUUGUAAGAGAUUAUAAUUAAGUGUCCUCUGAACUACUAAAAGGGUUUAUGUUUGUGUAGACUGCUAUACUGUCAAUGCUUUGUGCAAUAUUUUUACCAAUAAACCCUCAGAUUCAUCACUUAUGCCCUUUUACAAA